UCAUCAUGAUUCAUCACAGACUAUCAGAGUAUCAACUAUCGUCUAUCAGUCAUCACUCAUUAGAUAUUUAUUAUUUAAAUAUCUGAAAACUUAACUUUUGGAAAUUUUCCAUGUUCGAAUAUUCAAUGUUGUAAUAAAUAGUUCUGUGUUAGUGUUCUAUGAUUAAGCUGGACAUAGUUAAGUGAACAAUAUUAACUAUUAUAACUAUUAAGUAACUUUUUAUUUCAUGUGUUGUCGGUUCCGGACGAUCGGGUAUUCCGAUAUUAGUUAUUACAGAAGUUAGAUCAUUCUAACGAUAAUUAUAAUAAACCGUUCAUUUUAUCAUAGGCACCUACUCUUCUUUGAAAAUAAAUUAUCGUUUUAUUUUAAAAUAUUAAUAAAAUACAUUAAGUUUUCAAGUGAAACAUAAUAAUAUUAUCAAUAAUAUCAAAACACAUUAACACAUAAGAAAUGAAUUCACUUACAUCUGAGUUUUCAUCACUUCUGUCAAAUGCACUUACCAGUCUAGGACACGAGCGACUAUUCAACAUUGGUUUUGUAUUCACUGUUGAAACUGGCUUUAUUCCAAGUUCUUUAGCCGAACAUUUUGACUCAACCAAUUCAAAUAUUGAAUUAGCUAAAAUGGUGAACAGUCUGCCACUAAAUUCAUUUUGGCAAAAAAAUCAUAACAUUUUUAAUGCUGAGCUAGUUAUGUCUAAUCAGUUAUGCCAUUUAAUAGGUGUUCCUAAUGAUGAUUCAUUAAUUAUAACAUUAAGUUAUUCAAAUAUAUCAAAAUGCACUAGUUUUGAAAUCGACAGAAGCAUUUCUAGUAUAAGUACAGAACAUGUAGCUCAUUUAUCUUUAAAAUAUAAAAAUUUGGUUAGUGUUCCAAUCAAAUGUGCCAUAUUGGAAAUCACUGUUGGUCAAUAUCCUGGUUUGUGUGGAAUACCCGAGGAAUUGAUUUCAUAUAUUGUUGCAAAACUAAACACCUCUGAUUUGUAUACACUGAUGAGAUGCUGUAAAAAAAUGUACCUUUCAGUUAUAAACAAUCAGUUUUUAUGGAAAACAUUAACAGUUGAAAAGUAUAAAAAGACAAAACUAUCAGCUGAUAUAACACAACAACCAAUUGUGGAUUGGAGAAUUGCGUAUUAUGAAGCGAAUAGAUUAACCUCUGGUAGAAGAACAAAUCAAAUAAUAAGAGAGUGAUAUAUAUUUUAUAUUACCUACUUAAACACCAAUCAAGACUUUAAAUUUAAUUUUUCAUUCAAUUAAAAAUAUUAAAUGUUAAUUUAUUGUUAUGCAAACUAGAAUACAUUUUUCUUGUAUGUCCAGUUUUUUAAUAAUGAUGAGAUAUUUUAUAUAACCUACGAUAUUUAUUUUCAAUAAAAAUCAUUAAUAUGUACUUAGCAUCAUAUUGUCUUUCCUUACAGAUGACAAUUAAUAAUAAACUACAUACAUACUGUGUACAUUGAAUAAAGGAACUAAUUAAAAUACACAUGUUAACUGUACACUUGGUUAAUUAAUUAUGAGUACCUAUUUUAUUUUUGAUAACAAAUACAUUUAACCUUUAAUACAGGAAACUGUUUUAUCAUUUAUUAAAUUAUUAAUAAAAGAUAAGUUAAUUGCAUGUCUACUGUCAACUAAAUAAUCCAAGCUUACAUUUACUAAACUAGGAGGUUACCUAAUAUACUUAAGUAAGUAGAAAAGUUUAAAGAAAUAUUUUUUAGGAAUCUUUCUAUACUCUACCUCAAAAGAUAAUAAUAAGUCAGCCAGUCGAUUUUUGUUAGUGCUGCUCAUCUCCUACAAACGACCUGAUGUUAGCAUGAUCACUUGGUUCUUGAUGCUCCAAUUGCAUCAUUCAUGAUGUGCAUACAGUGAUUGUUCUCUUUUGAGACAAAGUAUAGCUGACUGGAAAUCAUUGGUGCUCUUGCAAAUUGAACAUACUCUAAUAUAAACUUGAUAAAUGAGCAGUAUAAAUGGUAUAAAUCCUUCAAAUGUGUUGUAUGCUUACAGUUACUUGGAACUUGCUUAAUAAAACCAACCUAGAGUUUUAAGAGUCUUACAGCAUGCACUUUUGACAUAUAAAUAUUGUAAGAAUUAGAGUGAUACCUAAAUCAUAAUCAUUACCAUUAAGAAAUAUAAUUAUAAACUAAAACAAUAUAUAUGAAGAAUGAAUUAUGUAAUUAUCAAUAGGUUUCUGAUAAAGGUAAUUUUCAUAUAAUGAUACUUAUUAAAAGAUAAAUCUAAAGUUUUGAUCUAUGGCACAAGUUGAUUUAAGUUACUUUGAAGAAGGUAGCAUCAUUUAACGAGUUAAUAGGAAGAAAUAUUUCAUUUCAGUGAUUGUCAAUAGCUGUUUAUACUAUUAAUAAAUAAAGAAAUAGAACAAGUACUCACCAACAUAUUUUAUUUAAUAUAUUUGUUCAGUAUAACUAUAAAGACCUAAUUAUUGUACUAACAUUCUGCAUACCUAAUAAAUAAUUCCACUGCAUUUUAA
Molecule: messenger RNA, 2473 nt
Organism: Myzus persicae (green peach aphid)
Lineage: Eukaryota; Metazoa; Arthropoda; Insecta; Hemiptera; Aphididae
Exons: 2
Coding region: 451-1185 (244 amino acids)
Molecular function (GO): protein binding
Source: RefSeq, a predicted model, not a curated record